This is a messenger RNA of Auxenochlorella protothecoides, 201 nucleotides long. RefSeq lists its product as hypothetical. NCBI's taxonomy places the organism in Eukaryota, Viridiplantae, Chlorophyta, Trebouxiophyceae, Chlorellales, Chlorellaceae. The record is from RefSeq and is a predicted model, not a curated record. The transcript has a single exon. The coding region runs from base 1 to 201 and encodes 66 amino acids.
AUGAGGGGAAGGGGUUGGGGGGUGAAGGGCGGGAGCUCCUUGCACACGGGUGCGGGGCCCUUUGAGAUGGGAAGGGCACGCCGUCCCAAAUGCAGUUCCAUCGGGUGGCAUGGGGUCCUGAAGUACAGCCCACACCCGUCACCUGCGGGCCCGACUCGCGGGGGGGUGACCAGGGACGGGCACAGCACGCUGCGAACGUAG